GGGUACAUCUUUAUUAUGUACAUGGGUACAUACUAUCACACAGAGUAAAAGACCGAAUACAAGACCUAGAUUUUGCUCUCAUCUGAAUUCACCUUGAUCCUGCAUGGCGACUUGUUUUCUUUUCCGGGUAUGCGCACUGACGCUGCGCGGCAAAACACCAGCUUUCCUCCCUUUUUUUGUGUCCCAGUUUUCUGCACAACACUCCCACUCUCCCUGCAGCUCCACGAGCACAGGUACACUCGACUCUACAGGACCAGCUUCAGACAUGUCUCCCAAGGUGGCCGUUGUAACCGGUAGCAACAAGGGCAUCGGGCUGGCCAUCGUCCGAGCCCUCUGCAAAGAAUACCAAGGAGACGUGUACCUGACCUCCAGAGACGCAAGCCGCGGCGAGGACGCGGUGAAGACGCUGGCCGCGGACGGACUGAAGGCCGCGUUCCACCAGCUGGACAUCGACGACGUAAACAGCAUCGCCGCCGCCGCCGCCUACUUCAAAGACAAGUACGGAGGAGUGGACGUCCUCGUCAAUAACGCCGGGAUAGCAUUCAAAGGGGCGGACCCGGCUCCGUUCGCGGUCCAGGCCGAGGUGACCCUCAAGACCAACUUCUUCGCCACCAGAGACAUGUUGACCCACUUCCUGCCGCUCAUUAAAGCUGGAGGUCGUGGGGUGAAAGUCUCCAGCUUGUGGGCUCCCCGUACUCUGGGGGUGCAGGCGGCUCUCUGCCAGCGUUUCCGCAGCGACGACAUCACGGAGGAGGAGCUGGUGGCGCUGAUGCAGCAGGUGACGCGCCCAGAGAAGGGCGAGCACCAGGAGGCCGGCUGGCCCGACACGGCGUACGGGACGUCCAAGAUGGGACUCACGACCCUGUCCAUGAUCCUGGCUCGUCGUCUGUCCAAGGAGAGACCACACGACGGGAUCCUGCUGAACGCCUGCUGUCCCGGCUGGGUGCGCACCGACAUGGCCGGCUCCAAAGCCACCAAGUCCCCGGAGGAGGGCGCUGUGACGCCGGUCUACCUGGCCCUGCUGCCCCCCGGGGCCACAGACCCCCACGGGAAGUUCGUCUCUGAGAAAGAAGUCCAGCCGUGGUGAAAGGGUUAAAAGGAACGUGUGUGUGUGUGUGUGUGUGUGUGUGUGUGUGUGUGUGUGUGUGUGUGUGUGUGUGGUGUGUGUGGUGUGUGUGUGUGUGUGUGUGUGUGUGUGUGUGUGUGUGUGUGUGUGUGUGUGUGUGUGUGUGUGUGUGUGU
Molecule: messenger RNA, 1241 nt
Organism: Etheostoma spectabile (orangethroat darter)
Lineage: Eukaryota; Metazoa; Chordata; Actinopteri; Perciformes; Percidae
Gene: cbr1
Product: carbonyl reductase 1
Molecular function (GO): carbonyl reductase (NADPH) activity
Source: RefSeq, a predicted model, not a curated record